Temnothorax curvispinosus is the source of this 1226-nucleotide messenger RNA. RefSeq lists its product as uncharacterized. The annotation marks the transcript as partial. Gene Ontology annotation, biological process: DNA integration. Lineage: Eukaryota; Metazoa; Arthropoda; Insecta; Hymenoptera; Formicidae. The record is from RefSeq and is a predicted model, not a curated record. The transcript is spliced from 5 exons. Gene Ontology annotation, molecular function: nucleic acid binding.
AUGAACGAGUACCGUGACUGUGUUGCAAUCAAUUUGUCGGAGUUAGGCUUAGCGACGAACAUUGUUAUGGACAUCAAAGAAUUACCAGAUUUCCGUAAACUCAAACGACAAACCGUACGAGUGCCUUUUCCUAUGCCUAAUCCGGAUGAUCAUUUGGAACAAAUUAGAGAUUGUGAUCUUUUUAUUAUUCUUGAUCUAGCGCAUGGAUAUUUACAAGUUCCGUUGACCGAGGAAGCAAUGCCAAAAACUGCGAUCAUUACGCCAGACGAAACUGUAGAGUAUGCAUUGAGUCGAGCGCCAGUAGGUGAGAGUGAUCAAAUGAAUGAGUAUGGUGUGUUUACAUUAGUGAAUGAGUAUGAUGAAAUUACCAUGAACCAGAAUAGCGAUAAAACGAUAGGACCCAAAGACACGAAAGUGAGUGGAGUGGUACGAGCAUUAGAGAAAUUUGUUCAAGAAUAUGGAGUGCCUUGUAAAAUUAUAUUGGACCGAGGAACGUGCUUCACAUCCAGUCGGUUUGCCGAGUUCUGCAGCGAGCAGGAAAUUCAUCACACGUUGAAUUCUCCACGACAUCCCCAAGCCAAUGGCCAGAUAAAAAGAAUAAACUUUACUCUAAUACCAGUGCUACAAGCGAGUCUACAAGAUAAUGAAGGACGAGAUUGGGACAGUAAACUAUUGGAGGCUCAAAGAAACCUAAAUGAUGCUUCUAAUGCGACGACCAGGAAGAGUGCCUUUGAGUUGCUUUAUGGGUACCAAGCCCGAAGGAAUGAAGGAGAACUACGUAAAGUUACUGAUGAGAGAGAUAUUGUAUACAUAAGAGUUGCUCCAAUCGCUACAAGCGAAAGCACUAGGCUACAGCGAAAGUAUCGAGGACCGCUGGCAGUCACCCAAGUGUUACACCAAGACACUUACAAAGUAGCUGAUCUGCGACAAGAAGAACCGGGUCGACGUUACGCAUCGACUGCCCAUGCGAGCCAAUUAAAGGUAUGGCGACCACAUGAGGAAGACAAUUCGUCUGAGAGCGACGACGGAGAUGUUGACAGCGUGUCUAGCCAAAAGGAGAAACAGAUUCGAGAGCAAGAAGAUGGCGAGACAACAAGAGUACAAGCUGACAACCAACCAGACGCAGAGGAGAGCGAAAUCGAGAACUCGCAGACGCGACGUUUGAAGCGAGAGAGACAAAUGCCUGUACAUCUACGGGAUUAUGAGACACUAUUAUCCAAGGACAA